AUGCUCAUAAUAUGCUUAAUUCACAGCAAGAAACUCAACCACAAUCCACGGAUAUUCGCAGUAAUCACCGUCUUAAUCUCAUUCAUUUAUAGGGCCACCUACAAGAAGUGGUACAGUGUCCCUGAAUCAACAGAUAUCACCGGAAUUCUAUUCAUGUUGGUGAUAAAGGCAACUUAUGCCAGUGACCAAUACAACAACAAUGUCUACGACUUGUUCAACUACAUCUAUUACACACCAGGACUACUUGUUGGGCCUGUGAUCCCAUACACUGAUUUUCUGAAGCACAAGGAACGAAAGCAGCUGAACGAGUCUCCUGAUUCCACCACAACCAACCUGUUUCCAAGGUACUUCCUUGCUACGCUUCUCUACCUGAUGGCCACGCUUCUACUACGCCCAAUCAAUUUCAGAGAGCUCAUUCUCAAUGUCCCAAACUUCCUGAUCCAAUGCUGCUACGUCCAACUGAUGAUGAUCUCGUACAGAAUGUCUCUCUACUUCGUGUGGAUGAGUGCCAGUGCGUCAUACGCCCUCAACAACAUCGAUCUGGUCAAUUUCUCAUUUCUUGAAAUUGAACUGGCUCAAAGUGGCAGAGACCUCGCCAAAAGAUGGAACAUUUGCACCCAUCAGUUCCUUAAGAAAUACGUCUUCAUCCAUGCAAUAGCAGUGACAAGAAACAAGACACUCUCGUCCCUGAUGGUAUUCGUUGCAUCAUCCCUGAUGCAUUCGUACCACCUCAAGGACCUGAUUACGUUCAGCCUGAUGGCCGUCUUUGCUUCCUUCCUUGACGUGGCCAUGUCUGAUAUCCCAUUCAUCAACCACUCUCGGAUUCUACGCACAUUCUGUACGACAUUCUUCAUGUCAUUCAUUUCAAUAGCCAAAAUCACCACCACCUACGAAGAGUGCCUUCUCAUUUGGAAAUCAACCAAAAUGUACGGAUUCGUCUUUCUGGGGGUGAUUCUGGCAUUGCACAUUUUGGCAAAACAGUUCAGGCCAAAAGUCAAGGCGGAUUAG
Molecule: messenger RNA, 1008 nt
Organism: Enterospora canceri
Lineage: Eukaryota; Fungi; Microsporidia; Enterocytozoonidae
Source: the annotation of a GenBank genome assembly